Puccinia graminis f. sp. tritici CRL 75-36-700-3 is the source of this 2093-nucleotide messenger RNA. RefSeq lists its product as uncharacterized. Lineage: Eukaryota; Fungi; Basidiomycota; Pucciniomycetes; Pucciniales; Pucciniaceae. Bases 79 to 2016 code for a protein of 645 amino acids. The record is from RefSeq and is a predicted model, not a curated record. The transcript is spliced from 3 exons.
GAAACUGUCUCACAUCAGCCCCUAUCCCCCAUAACGGUCAAUAGUUCCUCUCAGUUCAACUAUCAAUAGCUUUCACCAAUGAAUCCGUGGCAACCUGAAACCUCUGUGACUGCUCCUAACCUCACUGCUGAACAACAGCAAGCAGUCGAUGACGCCGUGAAAGCACGCACUCAACAACAUGAGUCCAUGUUGGCUAUGCUCAUCGAAGAGGUCCGUACGUUGAAAACCUCGGGGAACACAUCUCAACCCAAAACUACUUCGAAAGCUGCUCCGAAGCCAUCCACCAGCAAAUCUAAAGAGGACGGUCGCCCUAAGCCAAGUAGUCAGCCCAAAAAAAAAACGGGGCCCCGCCAAUCAAUCCCAGCACCACCCCCACCAGCUACCUCCAUGUCAACUCCUAAGAGAGCGGUUCGCGCAACUUCAGCUCCCCCUGAAGUCGGAAACCCCAAGCCACGCAAGUCCAACAAGCAUUCCAAGAAGCUCGAAGUCGUUAAGGCACCAUCCCCAAGACGUCACCCCCAGCAGAUGGUAACUGGUGAUUUUCCUCCGGAGUUUCUUACAACUAAGAACGCACUAUUUGUACACAUCAAGAUCUUAUGGGGACUUUUAACGCAAGACUCAGUGCCACAAGCUCCAGAUUUACAAACCCUUCAAGAGUUCUACCAGCGGUUCUCAAACAACGAUCAAGUUGAAGAAGCCGCCAAGGGGAGUUUGUCUCCUGCACUUAUUGGUUCUCACGAGGUUCAGCUGUUCAAAGGCGCUACUUCGGGAUCAGUUAAAUUUGGCCGGCAAGUCAUCCACUUAGGCUCCAACAAUAUUCGCUACGCCCAAGGUCUCAUGGUGCGCCUUGGCUUGCGCGUCUGGUGCCCUAACCUGGAAGAAGAUUCUGCUUCAUUAUACAAUGCAGCCCAUCGGAUUGCGGCCAUCACCACCUUUCAAGAAUUGGUUGCCGGCAGAGCGUACAACUACAUGAACGUCAACCCGAUUUUGGCCACCAACUCCGCUCUAAUAAUCCAAGCCUACAAUCACUACGUCCAUUUUGUAAUGCUUGCAAAAUACCAGAAGGAAAAAAAAGAAGAAGGAAAGGCUGCUGCGGAAGCCCUGAACAAGAGGGUUUCCAAGAACCGAGAGAGAUUGCGAGAUGCACGAGUAGAGUUUGCUGUUGUGAGCAAGUUUCCCAAGCGAUAUCAAGACAUCCUCGCACCCAUUGCAGCCCACAGCGAUGACGAGCUUGACGGCAAAAAGGGAUUCUACAAAAUCAAGACCUUGUGUUACCGCUCAAAAAACGCCAGCAAGUUCUUCCGUGCUUUAGACAUUGCAAUGAAGAAAGCUGCCGAGCAAGACCCAUCAACCCACGGAAAGCGAAGAAUCCGUAAACUGCCCAAAACCCCGGUCCCUUCAAAAUACACCGUGGCUCCAAAAGGACUUCCGAUUGACUUUUACGAUCCUCAGUGGUAUCAACAGCUGUCAGAAGUUCAACAAAAAACAAUCCCAAACACUCAGAUGGUUGCCUUUCUUCCGAAUGCCAGCGAGUCGUUACAGCCCAAGAAACAACGACAUCCGGAUGAGAAGCUCAAAGACUCCUCUUUCAACCGCAAGUACUGGGACAUGCUGGUUGGGCCUUAUGGCCUGUUGGGAGGCGAUUCGGAUGGGUCUUCUGAUAGCGAGCCAGAGGAGGGAGAACCGGCAGCGAAUGGGAACGGUGGUGAUGACUCUGAGGGGGAAGGGCACGACCUGGAUGCAACUAGCCCCGAUGUAUCAGAGGACGAGUACCUUGACGAGGGGGAGGCAGGCGAUUUGUAUGACGAGAACUUUGUUGUGGAGGACGGGGAGGGUGAGGAAGACGAUGCAGAAGAGGGUGAGGAUGAGGACGAAACCGACGACGAGGACGAUGAAGAUUGGAAUGAACCAAGUGGCAGUUCAAACAUUGACCAAGAUGUCCACAUGAGCUCCGCCAAAUAUGGAGUUGACCAAAAAAUGCUUGGCAUCAUGGAAGAGGAGGAGGACGGCUGGUGAUCCAUUUACUUUUUCUACUGCUGCUUGCUCUCUCUUAGUUUACUACCGUGAUAUUUGUGCUAUUGUGCACAUUAAAA